Clunio marinus is the source of this 426-nucleotide messenger RNA. Lineage: Eukaryota; Metazoa; Arthropoda; Insecta; Diptera; Chironomidae. The record is from the annotation of a GenBank genome assembly.
AUGAAAUUGAUUGAAGAUUGUUUAUCAGUUUUAUGGCUAAAAGUUUACAUGGAAAUUGAUAUGAAAUUAUAUAAAGAAAUUUUUAUUAAACGAUCACUUUUAUUUUUAGAAUCGCUUUAUUUGCCGGCAUCGACUUUAAGACUGAGAAGUGAACUCAAACAAAAAAAAAUAUUAAGUCAAUUCUGUGUUGUUGCUGUUUCUUCUCUCACCGCUCCGAACAAGCGAGCGAUCAACAACAUUCCAGGCCGUUCCAACAAUGCGAUGCCGCAGAAUGCUAGUGCUUUAAAUAAACUUUGUCAUCCAACGACAAGCGAUUAUCAUCAGUUGUUCGUUCAUUCUAAAUGUGAUGCGAUGAUGCGUUAUUUUUCAACCACUGCUGCUACUGCUGCUGCUGCUUCUUGUGUUGUGAUAUGCAUAAAAGCAUAG